CUGUCAGAAACAGGGCUUAAAGCAAAAACAACAGUCUGCCCUUCACGUCUUGGUGCAGAGGAGUAACCUGUCAACAUGUGGGCCCGUCUGUGGGCCUGAGAGUGUGUGUGUGUGUGCGUUGUGGGCGCGUGUGUGUGUUGUGGGCCGGGUCAUGAGACUACAGGGGUGUGUGUUCUCCUCCUUCAGUAAACUCGCAGCUGGAUUUCUCUCUUCAGCAUCCAGCAGGAGGAAACACGUGUGUCUGCUCUCUCAGUCCGCUAACAUUAUGGCAGAGGAGGCGAAGAAACUGGCCGCUUAUGCUGCUGUGGAUAACCACGUUCAGAACAACCAAGUGGUUGGAGUGGGCAGUGGAUCAACCAUCGUCUAUGCUGUGGACAGGCUAGCUGAGAGAGUGCGUGAGGAGAAGCUGAACAUCGUGUGUGUGCCCACCUCCUUCCAGGCUCGUCAGCUGAUCCUGCAGCACGGCCUCACACUGUCGGAUCUGGACAGGCACCCAGAGCUGGACGUGGCGAUAGACGGAGCAGACGAGGUGGACGCAGAGCUGACGCUGAUAAAAGGUGGAGGCGGCUGCCUGACUCAGGAGAAGAUCGUAGCCGGCUGUGCUAAACAUUUCGUCGUCAUCGCAGACUACAGGAAGGACUCCAAGGCUCUGGGCCAGCAGUGGAAGAAGGGAGUUCCCAUCGAGGUGAUCCCCAUGGCGUACGUCCCCGUGUCCAGGGCGAUAGCCAAGCGCUUCGGAGGGGAGGCCAACUUGCGGAUGGCUGUCAGUAAAGCGGGUCCUGUGGUCACUGACAACAGUAACUUCAUCCUGGACUGGAAGUUUGAGCGCGCUGAGAACUGGAAGGAAGUGAACACGGCGAUCAAGAUGAUCCCAGGUGUGGUGGAGACGGGGCUUUUCGUCGGCAUGGCGGAACGAGCGUACUUUGGGAUGGAGGAUGGAACCGUGCAGGUGCGAGACCCUUCAGUCAACUGAGGGGUUUGAUCACUUUCACUGUCGACCCUCCGCUAGAACGACCUCACUUACCCACAAGUGCCGUGGUUAUGAUUUAGAGCCGCUCUCAGUGUUUGGACAGAGCUGCUCCUCCUGCAGAACUGGACUAAACUUUCUCACACACACACACACACACACACACCCCUCAGAACACUUGGUCUUUCUCAUCCAGCAAGCGGUGCUUCUGACACUGUGAGCUUUAAAGUGCCUGAUGAGUCAAAUCAAGUGCUUCUGAUUAUUGAUGAUAUGUUUUUUGUGUGGCCUUCUAUUGACUCUUCCUGUAAUGAACGUGUUUGACUGGAUGUCUGCAGAGCUGAUGUGAAUCAUUGCACCUCUGCAAAAUGAAACUACGGUGUGCCUUGAGAUUAUAUUAUAAGUCUUAUUAAAGUAAUUCUGCUCUUAAAGUUGCAUUUAAAAGCUUCUAAUCCUACAUCAAACGAUGUGCCAUCUGCUAGCAUGCAGUAGAUGCAUUGCCAUCAGUCAGAAAGCUGAUAUGCCUUGAAGUCUUUUUGUUUCAUUAGAUCAGAGUAAUAUGAACUCUUACCCACAACAUCGAAAAGUUACACUCUCAUUAAAUGAAUGUCAGUAAUUAAUAUGCUAAUUUGAACCGAAAAAGCUCUAAACAUUAAUGAGCUCUUUGGUAAUUUAGGGACACCCUGUGGUGCAGCUAUGAAGCUUCCAUUAUUUAAUUAUCGUGUUAGCGACACAAUACAGUGUCACCAAAACACAUUAUAACGCAGAGGCAGGCGGUGAUGAAUCUAGAGUGGAUGCCACUUGCUUCUAAACAGACAUUUCAACACAUGGUUUGACAGAUGUAACAAAGAACGGGUACUCUAUAAGUAGAAGAUGUCAAAGGGCAGGGAACCUCUGCACAGAAAAGGUGAAAAACCACCAACCAAAGGACAACGUGAAUUCACCUCUUUUAUUUUCAAGGCAUGCACUUCCUGUUUAUUCUCUGGAACAUGAUUUGUAAAAUGACAGCAGCUUCAACGUUAUUUCCGUGUUUUAGUGUAACUGAAGCUCCUGGUGUGGCAUGUUUCAUUUCAUUUCAUUUGUGACGGUGAUAAAAAUGUGUUAUCAUCUUAGGCAUCCAACUGUACUCACCAAAAUGUUUACAUCAUCCUCUCUAGGAGUUGUACUUAUUUGAGAGUUCUGGACCACUGUGCAGGUUAAACGGCUGUAAAAUAACAUGCACAUUUUUACCUUAAAACAACACCAUUAUGUGACCUGAUAUUCGUUCUUAAAGUUAUGUUUAACAGAGCUGGUUUCAGAUUCUGCCUCUAUGUUUAAAAUGUGUUUAUUUCACUGGUCAGAGUGGUACGUGCUCAUUAUAUGGAAGUUAUUCUCCUUGGCUGUUGAAACGUGUAAUAGCAACUGCUGCCGUGGACUAAUGGUCUGAUUUCCUGAGUGACGAAUGUUUGAGAAAUAGUUGCAGUUCGGUCUGACUUCUAACAGCAUUUACACUUCAGUCGGCAGAGGUAAAGUCUGCAGCCUCUCUGUUAAACAAACACACGCUGAAUGUCCUGGCAUGUACAGUACAUCCCUUCACUCUGUUUGCUCUUCUUGUGCCUGCAUGUCACUGACGUUACAUUUCUUAUGCCUUACAUCAGCCAUCUGCUCACAGGAGGUCUGGUGCCAUCAACUUAAUGUAAAAUAUAGCUAUAGAGGGACGUGCAACAUGUUGAGGUAAUGAUGAUGGGCAGUUAUGAUAUAAAAUGGUCACACAUAAUUAUCAUAGAGCUCAAAUGUAAACCAAUAGCAACAAAAUCACAUUUGAUGUGCCUUGGCACGCCAAAGCAAUAGAACAGCCGGUUGUAUUACGUUAUCGCUAGAUCUAUUGACGUAGCUGAUCAAGUUGUUGGACUAACGGCCAUCUAGAAUCAAUGCUUCAUUUAGUUGAAAAUAAAAAAUACUUUGAAUUUAUUUCAAAAACACUGCUAUCCGCAUUCCCUCAAAAGAUAUUCAGCAGCUUAUCAUUCCUUUUCUUAAAAAUAGAAUGGUGAAGUUGUCUUUCCAAUGAAAAUACUUUACUGUCCAGUACAACCAUCAUUUGUUUGAAAAUUGUGCCAAUUUGUCAUGUUCAUUUCCAUAUGAUGUAUUUUAUUUUGAAAUGCAGCUUUUCACUCUGCUUUUGCCUUACACUUUAUUUUUGUAUGUCAAUGUUUAUGUAUAUACUGCUCUGAGAGAUUUAACAUGAUGUAAUCAGGCAAAGCUACGUGUCUUUAUAGAACUAUGCUUAGGUAUGGGGCAUCAAAAAUGUUAUUCUGGCGUAAUUCUACUCAUCAGUGAAAUGGAUGUGAAUGAAUUUGAGGAUACAUUAACUGAACAGAUAAUCUGUGGCCCAGUUUGGCUCCAAGUUGUACACCAUGUCGGAUAUGUUUGCACCAGCAUUUCUCUUAUUCCUUUACCAAUUGACUGUGAUGAUGAUAUGGCUGUGAAUGUACUAUUUUCUUUGUCAAACAAUACAGAAACAUAAUGAUAACA
Molecule: messenger RNA, 3475 nt
Organism: Trematomus bernacchii (emerald rockcod)
Lineage: Eukaryota; Metazoa; Chordata; Actinopteri; Perciformes; Nototheniidae
Gene: rpia
Product: ribose 5-phosphate isomerase A (ribose 5-phosphate epimerase)
Exons: 9
Coding region: 152-973 (273 amino acids)
Biological process (GO): pentose-phosphate shunt, non-oxidative branch; D-ribose metabolic process
Cellular component (GO): intracellular membrane-bounded organelle
Molecular function (GO): ribose-5-phosphate isomerase activity
Source: RefSeq, a predicted model, not a curated record